This is a messenger RNA of Hansenula ciferrii, 1095 nucleotides long. It is a transcript of the gene ARC40, whose product is annotated as Arc40p. The record is from RefSeq and is a predicted model, not a curated record. The transcript has a single exon. Bases 1 to 1095 code for a protein of 364 amino acids. Gene Ontology annotation, biological process: Arp2/3 complex-mediated actin nucleation. Gene Ontology annotation, molecular function: actin filament binding. Gene Ontology annotation, cellular component: Arp2/3 protein complex; actin cytoskeleton. Lineage: Eukaryota; Fungi; Ascomycota; Saccharomycetes; Phaffomycetales; Wickerhamomycetaceae.
AUGUCCACUCCACAAGUUAUUCAAUUCCAUCAUAAUCCAAUUCAAUCUCAUGCGUUCAAUCAAGAUCGUACUGUUUUAGCAAUUACAAAUGAUUCAAAUGUUGAAAUUUAUGAUUUAAAAUCAAAACCAGCUAAAUUAAUCACUGUUUUAAAAGAUCAUGAUAAAUUAGUUACAGCUGUUGAUAUUUCAAUCCAUGGUAGAAUUGUUACAUGUUCUCAAGAUCGUAAUGCUAUUGUUUGGGAACCUUUAUCUGAUGGUUCUUAUAAACCAACUUUAGUUCUUUUAAGAAUUAAUAGAGCUGCUACUUCAGUUGCAUGGUCACCAAAUGGGUUUAAAUUUGCCGUGGGGUCAUCUGCAAGAAUCAUUUCAGUUUGUUAUUUUGAACAAGAAAAUGAUUGGUGGAUCUCUAAACAUAUUAAAAAACCAUUACGUUCCACAAUUUUAAGUAUUAAAUGGCAUCCAAAUAAUGUCUUAUUAGCUGCUGGUUCUACAGAUGGUCAUGCUCGUGUGUUUAGUGGUUAUAUCAAAGGAAUUGAUUCCAAACCAGAACCAAGUUAUUGGGGUGAAAAAUUACCAUUCCAAACACUUUGUGGUGAUUUUAUUAGUUCAAAUGGUGGUUGGAUUCAUGAUGUUGCUUUUAGUCCAAGUGGUGAUGUCUUGGGAUUUGUUGCACAUGAUUCUUCAUUAACUAUUGUUUAUCCAAAUGGUGGUGCAGAUGUAGCACCAAGAUCUAUACUAAGUGUUUCAACUUCAUUUUUACCUUUUAAAUCAUUAGUUUUCAAAAAUGAAAAUGAAAUCUUAGCAGCUGGUCAUAAUUGUCAUAUUGUUACAUUUGCAGGUGAUGAAUCUAAUUGGGUUGAAUCUGGAUCAAUUGAUGAUCCAAAUAAGAAUGAUGAUACUGCCAUUGGUGAAACUAGUGCUUUGAAUAUGUUUAAACAAUUGGAUUUGAAAGGUACUACUGGUAAAAAUUCAGGUUUGAAAACUAUUCAUCAAAAUACUAUUACUGAAUUAAGACCUUAUGAAGAUAAUGGAGUUGAAUUAACAAAAGUUAGUUCUUCUGGUAUUGAUGGUAAAGUUGUAAUCUUUAAUGUUUAG